AUGGCCACUGCAACGAUGAGCAGCUCAUCCAGCUUCCAACCUCUAUCAUUCCCGGCCGAUAAAUACCGCGGUGCAGUCGUAGAGGACUUGCAACUGCCCCCAGCAUUUUCCGUAUCGUUGAAUGAAGCUAUUUCUCGAGCGAUAGAGAUGGCAUACGAACGAGAUUUCUCUCAUAUCCCCGUCCUGAACCAAAAUCGGAGACCGCUGGGGUACAUCGACAUGGCCAAGUUGAAGCAAAAGUGGGAAGCUGGUCAGGCUAGCCCUGACGAGAAAGUUAGCCAAUACAUGACCAAGUUCAAGCGAGUGUCAACAGAACCAUAUACGAUAAUCACCCCGCUGUCACCGCUCUCGGAAUUAGAGGAAUUCCUGAAGACAAAUAUAUUCGCGCUGGUAACGGACCAAGGUCGCAAAUUUGUCCUCGCCGUCGCGACAGCACACGAUCUCGAAAACUUUGUGUCCCGGCGCGGACUCUAA
This is a messenger RNA of Cyclocybe aegerita, 474 nucleotides long. The record is from the annotation of a GenBank genome assembly. Lineage: Eukaryota; Fungi; Basidiomycota; Agaricomycetes; Agaricales; Hemipholiotaceae.